AUGGUUCUCCAUUAUCUCGAAUUCAUCCUUGGUCGGCUGCUGUACCCGAUCCGUGGCCAUGAUUCGGGUCAGAUUAUUCAUUGCCUGGCCUUCAAAGACCUUCCUGAGCCAAACAUGACCCUCGAAGCACCCGACACUGGUCCACCAGGCUCCAAGCUACAUCUUCACUGUACCUGUAAAGCUGAUGAUGGCAAGGGCUGCCUUCCAGAGCUACAGUGGACCUCUCCAAACUGUCGUGAGGAAGUCAAGGAGUACGUACUCCUAUGUGAAGACCUCGAUCCACCCGUCCCAUUCCUUGUCGUCCACCACGGUCUCCUAUGGGCAAUUCCUGCAACGACCACCAAGGCUAAAGCGGCUGACGUCAAGCCAGAUGAGCACGCCAAGAUCUCCCGCCUGACCGUUGCUGGUUGGCGCUUUGUGCCCAAUAUACUUGGAUUGCCGUAUGUCGGUGCUGGUGCACCCCUCGGUCACGGAAAGCAUCGCUAUGUCUUCACUGUGAUUGCUCUCAAAGAGUCUCUGAAGUUCAACGCUCCCGAGAAGGCCAGUAAGAAGGAUAUCAAGCGCGCUAUGGUUGGCAAGGUCAUCGGCUGGGCGCAGUGGACUGGCAUUUUUGAAAAGCCCUGGCCCAACUAG
Messenger RNA from Penicillium robsamsonii, 633 nucleotides. Its product is annotated as YbhB/YbcL family Raf kinase inhibitor-like protein. The transcript has a single exon. The record is from RefSeq and is a predicted model, not a curated record. The coding region runs from base 1 to 633 and encodes 210 amino acids. Lineage: Eukaryota; Fungi; Ascomycota; Eurotiomycetes; Eurotiales; Aspergillaceae.